Messenger RNA from Echinops telfairi (small Madagascar hedgehog), 1331 nucleotides. RefSeq names its product amidohydrolase domain containing 2 (gene AMDHD2). The transcript is spliced from 11 exons. Gene Ontology annotation, molecular function: N-acetylglucosamine-6-phosphate deacetylase activity. The record is from RefSeq and is a predicted model, not a curated record. NCBI's taxonomy places the organism in Eukaryota, Metazoa, Chordata, Mammalia, Afrosoricida, Tenrecidae. The coding region runs from base 1 to 1284 and encodes 427 amino acids. Gene Ontology annotation, biological process: N-acetylglucosamine catabolic process.
AUGCCCCUGGUCACACUUUUACCCGUGUACCACCUGCUACUCCCCUCCUUCACGCCACGUGACCUCUGGCUGAAGGACAGCGCCGGGCGGGCUGGCGGGGCGGGCCGAGGACGACCCAGCCCCACCGCCCUGAGCAGGGAAGACCUGUGGGUCCGCGAGGGCCGCAUCCUGGACCCGGAGAAGCUCUUCUUCGACGAGCGGCGCCUGGCCGACGAGCGGCGGGACUGCGGGGGCUGCAUCCUGGCGCCGGGCUUCAUCGACGUGCAGAUUAAUGGUGGAUUUGGCGUUGACUUCUCUUUGGCCACCGAAGACGUGGGUUCAGGGGUGGCCGUGGUGGCUCAGAAGAUCCUGGCACACGGAGUCACGUCCUUUUGCCCGACCCUCGUUACCUCCCCGCCGGAGGUUUACCACAAGGUCCUUCCUCAGAUCCCUGUGAAGAAAGGUGGCCCCCACGGGGCAGGGGUCCUCGGAGUGCACCUGGAGGGCCCGUUCAUCAGCCAGCAGAAGCGGGGCGCACACCCCGAAGCCCACCUCCGCUCUUAUGAGACCAACGCCUUCCAAGAUGUCCUUGCCACAUACGGGCCUCUGGACAGCGUGCGCAUCCUGACACUGGCCCCUGAACUGGGUCGCAGCCAGGAAGUCAUCCGGGAGCUGACUUCCCGGGGCAUCUGUGUGUCCCUUGGGCACUCGAUGGCCAACCUACAGACGGCUGAGGACGCAGUGCGGAGCGGGGCCUCCUUCAUCACCCACCUCUUUAACGCCAUGCUGCCUUUCCAUCACCGAGACCCAGGCAUCGUGGGGCUCCUGACCAGUGACCGGGUGCCCCCAGACCGCCCCAUUUUCUACGGGAUGAUUGCUGAUGGCAUCCACACCAACCCCGCUGCCCUGCGCAUCGCCCACAGCGCCCAUCCCCGUGGGAUGGUGCUGGUCACUGACGCCAUCCCUGCACUGGGUUUGGGCAAUGGCCGGCACACGUUGGGGCAGCAGGUAGUAGAGGUGGACGGACUGUCAGCCUACGUGGCAGGCACCUCGACACUGUGCGGCAGCAUUGCGCCCAUGGACGUGUGCGUGCGCCACUUCCUGCAGGCCACGGGCUGCAGCCUGGAGGCGGCCCUGGAGGCUGCGUCCCUGCACCCCGCCCAGCUGCUGGGGCUAGAGCAGCACAAGGGGACCCUGGACUUUGGUGCUGAUGCAGACUUCGUGGUGCUUGAUGACGCCCUCCAUGUCCAGGCCACCUACAUCUCGGGGGAGCUGGUGUGGCAGGCCACGAUGGCUGGGCAGUGACUGAAGAUGCUGGCCUUGCCGGGCCUGAUAAAGCUGCAUUGCAGGCA